AUCACCUCUAAAGACAUUUACAGAACCGUGAAAUCUGUUUUAGUCAAUCAAUUGGUCAUAUAUUUGGGGUUUUACUUCUUCGCGUAUUCAACGCUAUUAAGACAUGAAUACAAGAGCUGUGCCAUCAAUUACUGGCGAUUUUUAUUGCAAUUCUUGUUUUGUUCGGCUAUUCAAGAGAUUGGCUUUUACUACACCCACAGGUUAUUGCAUUUCAACAAAAUUUAUAAAUAUAUUCACUCUAAGCAUCACAAGUGGACAAUUCCCACGGCUAUGGCAUCCGUUUAUUGCCAUCCAUUUGAACACCUAAUCUCCAAUAUUGCACCCAUUCUUUUAGGUCCACAGCUAUUGAGUUCACAUCUGGCCUUCUUAUGGUUUUGGUUAGCGAUGUCCACCUUAUACUCAGUGCACACUCACUCAGGCUUUCAUCUGCCCCUCACAUUCUCACCUCAAUUCCAUGAUUACCAUCACUCCCAUCCGACUCAAAACUUUGGUACUUCUGGUCUUUUGGACAGUUUUCAUCAAACGGACACUCUUUUCAAGAAAUCAAAGGAAUCGCAACGAAAUAAAAUCUUUCUAACCUUCAGAACUCCUUACGAAGUGUUUAAAUAA
This is a messenger RNA of Oppiella nova, 609 nucleotides long. The record is from the annotation of a GenBank genome assembly. NCBI's taxonomy places the organism in Eukaryota, Metazoa, Arthropoda, Arachnida, Sarcoptiformes, Oppiidae.